Molecule: messenger RNA, 3177 nt
Organism: Spizellomyces punctatus DAOM BR117
Lineage: Eukaryota; Fungi; Chytridiomycota; Chytridiomycetes; Spizellomycetales; Spizellomycetaceae
Exons: 6
Coding region: 1-2949 (982 amino acids)
Molecular function (GO): protein binding
Source: RefSeq, a predicted model, not a curated record
AUGUUGGACAUUCUGGUUGCCGGAACACUUGCCCUCGAAUUCUUGAGCGUCCAUAGCUAUGCAGCAGUCAACCUUGCACUCCCGCGGGCGAAUUAUGCGAUGAUUGCAGCAAGAGAUAAACUCUUGUUUGUAGGAGGAACACCCAUCUGGUCAACUACCAUGCCCGAUGGCAAAGCACUACAAACUCAAAAGAAUGACAUACAGCGCAAAUUCACGAUCAUUCCAUUCAACAAUAUCUCAGCUGGGUAUGACACCCCCGUCCCCUGGCUCCACAACGCUGGCGGCUUUCCGGACGGAUUGAGUUGUAACCUCAAUCAUGAUUCUGUGCAUUGCUUUGGAGGAUGGUCUUCUGCCUUCUCGGGGCUCACCACAAAUAGUCUCAUAGUCUUUGAUGCUGCGACUUUGGAGCAGCGAGCGAAUACAUCUAUAUCCGCAAUCUCCCCUAGAGCACAGCAUGGAGCCGUGAUCCUAGGAGGAAAACUCUUUGUUUUCGCUGGAACGGAUUCACCAGAGGGCAGAACCGCUUUCGAUGAUCUGUGGACUAUUGAUCUGCAAACAUACACCGCUUCACAAGUUACACUGGCUGACAAUAGUCCUCAUCAGAGCUCCGUUUCGUCGCCAAGUCCAACUCCAGAGUUGAUUCCACCCCCACAAGAAGUUCCACCGCCUCGACAACCCCCUCCAUCAACUGGACCAAGCGGUCCUCCCAUGCGCCAGCCUCCGACGACGACACAGCCAACUGAACAAAGCGGACCUCCGAUGAGACAGCCUCCAUCAAUCACUCAGGCAACCACCCCCCUUCCUCCUGUGCUACCUCCACCAUUUACCAGCAUGAUAAUAUCCCCUAACCCAGGAUCAUCAUCUACCCAGCCUGCUGUGACGUCCACAGUGUCGCCCACGACAGUCACUUCACUAGCACCGACCUCAACCACCACAUUCGCAGUAUCCACACGCAGCGCCGCGCCAGCCGCGCCUGAGACGUCAGUUAGCCGUCCGCCCAUGACCUUCAGCUCAGCGCUACCGAACAUUCUCCCGACCACGGCUGUCAUAGUUCCAACAAGCACAUUUGCGCCACCUCCAGUGUCACCACGACCUGCAACAAGUAAUGACGCUCCGAUUCCGGUCGUUACGAGGUCCAUAGCGCCGCCUCCAGUCUCACCACGACCUGCAACAAGUAAUGACGCUCCGAUUCCGGUCGUUACGAGGUCCAUAGCGCCGCCUCCAGUCUCACCACGACCUGCAACAAGUAAUGACGCUCCGAUUCCGGUCGUUACGAGGUCCAUAGCGCCGCCUGCUCCUACCGCCAGUGAGCCAUCUAGGUCACCAGACACUAAUACGUCACCAGAGUCUAACCCGCCAGCUUCUAAUAAUCCAGCAAGACCCGGCAAUCGACCUGAAUCCAGCAACUCACCAGCUCCCAACAACGGACCUGGUUCCAACAACGCACCAACUCCAAACAACGGACCUGGGUCCAACAGCUCACCACCCGGCAAUCCGGAGCCAAAUGCUCAGCCUCCCAGCGAUUCUGCACCUCCUCCCACGCAAGGCAACAGACAGGUAACCUCACGUUCCAGACGCUCCAACAAGUCCCAAAGAGGUCUUUUGCGACGUGCAACAUCACAGCCAGUGAAGCCUUCUGCUAGGCAAAGUUUCUGCCUUUCGGCUUUGACAUCGAACUCUUUUCUGCUAUUUGGGGGGGUGGCACCCUCUGGUGCUCUACUAGGGGAUACCUGGAUCUUUGAUGCAGAUAGUAGCACUUGGACAAACAUUUCAACAACACACGCCCCUUCCCCACGCAUGGCAUCCGCUUGCACGACAGCUCCCGACAGCAAGAUAUACCUUUUUGGUGGUUACGCUUUAAAGGUCGAUAACAACACGCAAGGCCAGACGUUUGGCCCAAUUGGAGAUUUGUGGAUGUUUUCAGGGAAGGAUUGGUCAUUACUGGCAGUUGAAAAAACAAACUCUACCACGGCUGGGACGAACACACAUCAGCCAUCUGCUCGAUAUUUCUCGGCAGUAAUAUUUCCUGAAUCUAGCAACUUUUUAUUCGUCUAUGGAGGGCUGGGCAAAGAUUCUGUGAUAGCGACGGACGACCAGCUGUACACUUUUGAUACCAGGCAGAUUGGAUUUGCAGAUCCGGGUGGGACCUCGCCGCCAGGGGUUGGAUGGGUGGAUCCUCCUCCGAAUAUUGUAAUUCAAAAAGAGGAUCAACAAAAUGUUGCGUUACUCGUUGGAUGUGUUGUAGGGGGUGCAGCAGCUUUAGCAUUAUGUGUGAUGGGCAUAACAUCUUGCAUCCUGAUUCGAAAGAAGAAGAACCAGAAGAAAAUGCUAAAACGACACGAGCAUACACGAAUGGCCUUGGACCAGGGAAGCCCGUCCAUUGAGAGAAGCCAUUCUUGGAUCUCUUCGGAUCAUUCGACUCCGAAUCCGACUCUUUCCCGAGAGGAAAGACCACAUGUGUUGGAUGUCGACCUUGCACGUACUUACCGUGGAGCGACAGAUGUUUUGCCACCUCCGGCGUACUCGGACGUUAUCGAUCCCGUCAGCACAUCCACUGAGCGUGCUACCCCGCCGAGACAUCUGUCCAUACCGUCUCCUUCAUCUAUCUCAGCAAGUCCAGCUUCUGGAUCCACUUCAUCUUUAACACAAAGUCGGUCCGUUCUUUCCGGCUUUUCCAUUCCGAGCACAGCUUCCAGCGAUAGCUCGCCCGGUGAUCUGAUGAUUUCACAUGAGAAUUACAUACCACGUCUCUCUGACGAAAUGAAGUUAUCCGCUGGUGACUUUAUUUGCGUACGAAAGAUUUAUGAAGAUGGAUGGGCAGAAGGUCAGAAUAUUACGACUGGCGAUGAAGGCUUUUUCCCGCAUCAAUGUCUCGACAAAACAAAAGGAUAUCAUAGCUCAAGCACCUUGCUUGAUAAAGAUGCGGGUGCAUUUGACGAAAAGAUAUAAACGGGGCAAGGUAAAAUUGACUGCCCAGAAGCGGAUUUGAAGCAUGUAGAUCAGGGACCAUGAACGGCUGGGCAAUGUACAGAAGGCCGCCUUUGUUUCCUGAGGUAAAGGAUGGGUCUUUGUUGAUCUGCACAGACCCACUGGUGCCGAGCUUGUAUUAAGCGCUUGUGAAUUUAUUGGUCCAUUAAUUGGCAACAUACAAAUAUAUGGUAUAUCUAUCUACAUGAA